This is a messenger RNA of Haemonchus placei, 297 nucleotides long. The record is from the annotation of a GenBank genome assembly. NCBI's taxonomy places the organism in Eukaryota, Metazoa, Nematoda, Chromadorea, Rhabditida, Trichostrongylidae.
AUGGAAAUAGCCACUCAACAUCGCGCAAAGAGGUCGAAGCAUGUCGUGUACAAUGUUUCGAAUGAUGCUUUGUCCCGAUAUGACUGGGAUGACCCGACCGAAGACUACGAUACACUGGUUCGUUAUCUUCUCAAUUGUGCUCAACAGGUUAAGCUUUCUCAAGUGGACGCCUCUGCCCGCAUUCUACAUGCGACAAAGGAUCUCUUCUUAACAAGAAGAAACUUGAGGCUUGACCAGAACGCCAAACGCUUGAAAGGCUACGAGCAAAUAUUAGCUGCAGGCAAGCAGUGCGAUUAG